Messenger RNA from Misgurnus anguillicaudatus (oriental weatherfish), 2796 nucleotides. RefSeq names its product hes related family bHLH transcription factor with YRPW motif like (gene heyl). The record is from RefSeq and is a predicted model, not a curated record. Gene Ontology annotation, biological process: regulation of DNA-templated transcription. Gene Ontology annotation, molecular function: protein dimerization activity; DNA binding. NCBI's taxonomy places the organism in Eukaryota, Metazoa, Chordata, Actinopteri, Cypriniformes, Cobitidae.
AAACGCGAAGAUAUGAGCCAUUGAUGUUGCUAAACUGACAUUUACACUAGUCUAUUCAUUCAUGCGUGAAGCCUGAGGGUGCCCUCGUGCACUCUCGUGCAGAGGCAGUCCAAAAUUAAGACACGGAGAAAGCUUGUAUUCGUUUCAUUGUACUGUAUGUUUGUGUAUAUGAUUACUUUUUUGCUCAGGCCAGCACCGACAAAUGAGGGGCUUGAAUCCAAAUGAGCACACACAUUGAUCAAAUGAAUGGCCUGAAUGCUGUCUAAGUCGCUUUGGCAAAAUGUUUCUUCACAACUUGCAGACCUGUAAUAGUGAUCGAUGACUAGCAAGCACCAAUGACCUGUGUGCUGUGCAGAUACUGGGAAUCCCCUGGCACUCCUCUAGUCACACAUUCUCAUGUUUGCAGACUGUAUGUGCAUGUGGGUUCAUAUUUAAGGCAGGGUUCCCACAGCAGCUCUUCUAUUGUCCUGUGAUCGAGGGAUGGAAACUAAUUAAAGGAGUGGAAGAGACACAGAAAGAGAAAUGGAAAGAAAAGGAGACAGGGUAAAGAUGAGAGCUAACUGAAAGGAAAGAAAGGACAGAGAGAGCCAUGGGAUGGGAGGGUUGAUGAAGGGGUAGGAGGGAGGGUUGAGAAAAAGGAGGGGAUGUGGGAGUGUAAGGAAGAGGGAGUAAAAACUGGCAACUUUGCCAAAGUGCCCAACUUGAAUGCAGUGCAUUUUGUUGCUGUAGCACAGAAAGGGACAUCGGUAGCCAACUUGACUGAUUGACUAUAGGGCUCAGAAUAGUGACAGAGGAGAGUACGGUGUAAUUAUCGGAGUAUCUUAAGGAGCAUCGUCCAGUGGCAAUGUCAAAACUCUGGUAUACAUAAGGGCAGAAACAAGGAACAGACUAAUCGAGAAAGUUCCAAUAAAAUCCUGUAAGCUGUAUACUUUUAUUUUGGAAAGCAGAGACAGAGCAUAGAUUGAGAAGAAGGUGGAGGAGAGAAGAGAAAAAGGGAGGGGCAUGCUGGCAUUAGAAAGUGGCUGGUUUCCUUACGGUUGCAUUUGAAGGGUCGAAGAGGAAUCCAUCAUCUGACAACUUCUCAACUGGACCGCAGUUCUCCGUAGCUCUGUUGCUUUAUCGAUCCUGCAGUCGCUUGAGGGCAUCGACCUCGUGGAGAUGAAGAGACCUCACGAUUACAGUUCCCCGGACUCAGACACGGAUGAACUCAUCGAUGUUGGACAGGAGGAUGGCUACUGCCCCGUCACUGGCUCCAUGUCUCCAGGCAGUAGCUCUCAGAUCCUGGCUCGCAAGAAGAGAAGAGGGAUAAUUGAGAAGAGACGCAGGGACAGAAUCAACCACAGUCUGUCAGAGCUGAGGAGACUUGUACCCAGUGCCUUCGAGAAACAGGGUUCCUCUAAACUGGAAAAGGCUGAGAUUCUUCAGAUGACUGUGGAUCAUCUUAAACUGUUGCAUGCCAUGGGCGGCAAAGGCUACUUCGACGCUCGCGCUCUGGCGGUGGAUUACAGGACUUUGGGUUUUCGGGAGUGCGUGGGAGAGGUGGUGAGAUACCUCAGCUCUCUGGAGGGGGUUGAAUCAUCAGACCCCAUAGGUGCACGCCUCGUGUCCCACCUCAGCCACUGUGCCAGUGAGUUGGACCCUCUGCUUCAGAGCCCGGCCGCUAUACCGUUCCCUCCAUGGCCUUGGUCCUCCUUUCCUCAGCUCUCCACCACGUCCCCACCUGGUUCCACUGCCCACUUUCCCCAGACCUCUCGCCGGGAUCUGGCGCCUCACGCCACCGCUGCCCUGCUGGGCUACCCCUCGCCUGCCCUGCGCGUGGGAUCUCUGGGCGCCCAGGGGGCGAUAUUGGCCCAGGUGCGUCGGGUGCCCUCUGUACCCGGCAAUCCUCAUAGACUUCAACAGCACUCACCAGAUGGACCCACGAUCCCAUCACCACUCCAGGCCGUCCUUCCACCUUCAUCAUCUUCUUCCAACUCCUCCUCAUCCACUGCCCCUCCCCAGGUGUCCUUCAGACCCUUUGCACCUCUAGGGUCUCCAACAACAGCUCGUAGGGGUUUGGGUACCUCCAGUCAUUCGGCACAGGGCUGGGGAACGGAGAUUGGGGCAUUCUGAUUCACUUUGGAGUUUAAAAGGAACGAAACAUUUUGGGUCAUUUGGACUUGCCUGUGACAAAUAUCAACCGUGUUUUAAAGGAACUACAAAGCAUUGGGACACAUGCAGAUGUGAUCAGUCUGACACACAGUGCCAAGUUGUAAGCUGGUUCCUUUAAAAACUGCAAUGGCAUUCAGAAACAAAAAAGACAUUAAAGAAAAAACCAGCAUGAGCCAGAUGAAUGAGGGUAAAAUCAGCACUUGAAAAUUUCCAUGUAGACUCUCAGUGAAACUGAACGAGUGCUUUGAUUUUGCAUUGCAAGCUUGUGAUAGAAAAGCCUUGAUGCUUUGUCUUCUUGUUACAUUUGUGUAUUUGUUUACUCUGUCAUUUAAACCUUACAUUCACAUAGAUUCUGUCAAAUAUAUCAUACAUGUGACAAUUUCAUAAAGAGAAAUGUGCCUUAAUAAAACAAUCUUCCACAAAUCGUGCAAUGCAAUGCACAUACAAUACUCGUGUGUAAGGAUAUGGAAACCUCCAGUAGGUGGCAGCAUUUCAGCAAACUGUGUACUUAUUGUAUGUUAAUGUUUAUCUUUUCCUGAAUCACUUCAUCAAUGGAAAAGCAAUGACCAGUGACAUCUCUUUAAUUUCUGUACCCCAUCAGAUGGAUUCUUUAAUUGAAAACACAAAUAAAAAUAAACCAGUUUG